Messenger RNA from Mercenaria mercenaria, 922 nucleotides. Its product is annotated as otolin-1-A-like. Lineage: Eukaryota; Metazoa; Mollusca; Bivalvia; Venerida; Veneridae. The transcript is spliced from 3 exons. The record is from RefSeq and is a predicted model, not a curated record. The coding region runs from base 286 to 903 and encodes 205 amino acids. Gene Ontology annotation, molecular function: protein binding.
AUAAACUUAUUUUCAGUCUUGUUCAUUUACAAACUUUCCAUGCGAUAAAACAGUUAGAGAAUAGAGACCCGUGCAUUAUUGUAUAUACAUUAUGUUUGAGGUAUAAAUCAGCAUAUAACUAUAAAGAGCAUUGAACUCUGUUUAGGUCAUAAGGGGAAGUGAUAAUAAAGAUAAGGUACUCAAGGGUCUUUGUCACAGAUUACUUUUAACCUUUCUUCAAGAUAUAAAUGUAUAUGAAAGUACACUACAAAACGUUUUCAUACUUUCUUAUGUGAAUAAGGUAAAAUGUAUAAAAUGAAUACAUGUAUAAUAUCCUCAUUAAUUGUGUUAGCAAGUUUCGGAUGUACCACAAGUUUUGCAGAAGAGACCUGUAAUGGUGUUAACGAAUUAAAGCAAAUUAUGGAACGUAAACUGGAGGAAAUACAAACUGUCUGCGACAAUAGAUACAGGGAACUUGAACAAAAGCUGGAGGCGAAAGUUUCAAAACGUUCUGUGGCUGGUGGUGUCGCAUUCUCAGCACAACUGACGGCAAAACAGUCGCAUAUUUCCCUUGGCACUACUAUAAAAUUCGACAAACUUCAUGUGAACGAUGGGUCUGGUUAUAAUUCGCAAACAGGAAUUUUUACUGCACCAGAGACAGGCGUCUACAUGUUUUCAUACUUUCUGGGUCACGGUAAUGGACCUGCUCAAGCUUGGCUUGCACUAAUGCAUAAUGGUCAGAAAAUAAACGGUGCCGUCACUGACACAUUCCAUGUAAAUGAAGAUUUACAGGGAGGUAACCUAGCUGUCUUCCGUGUGGAUGCUGGAGACCGUGUCUGGAUAGAAUCAUGGCAUCAAAAUGAUGCAUACAUUGACGGUCCAUACGGAUUUACAACUUUUUCUGGUGUAUAUUUGUAUGGUUGAGAAUAAAGAAUAAAUUAGA